Messenger RNA from Dibothriocephalus latus, 336 nucleotides. NCBI's taxonomy places the organism in Eukaryota, Metazoa, Platyhelminthes, Cestoda, Diphyllobothriidea, Diphyllobothriidae. The record is from the annotation of a GenBank genome assembly.
AUGAGCUGGUACGCUGUGGACAUGGAUUUCUCCUUCUCCUCUCCCGUGCACCAGUCAAAUGCCCGGACCUGCCAGCCACCUGAUAAUGAAAUUGGGCGCAACUACCUCACGCCAUCCAUCGUAAUCACGCCAGGAAGUGUGACAACAUUGCCCUGGAAACGAUUCGACUUCACGUGUAUUGCUCAGGCUGACAGUCUGGCAAGUGUCCGCUUCGAAAAGGAUGGAAGGCCCGUGGAUGCCGAUCCCCGUUUCCAAGUCGUUCGCAUCAACAGCACAGCCGUCCAAGUCGUCGCCCCACAGGGUCUACGUGGAAUGGAUGAUAUGGUGUUAAUGUAG